AAACAAGAUAGUUCCAUGGACAACUUGGAGAAACAGCUGAUUUGUCCCAUAUGCCUGGAAAUGUUUACAAAGCCUGUGGUUAUCCUACCCUGCCAGCACAACCUCUGCAGAAAAUGUGCCAAUGAUAUUUUCCAGGCAUCAAAUCCAUACCUUCCAACAAGAGGAGGCUCAUUGACAUCUGGUGGCCGCUUCCGAUGCCCUUCCUGCAGACACGAGGUGGUUCUAGACAGACAUGGUGUUUACGGGCUGCAGAGGAACCUGCUGGUUGAGAACAUCAUUGACAUGUUCAAGCAGGAGUCCAGCAGCAAGCCAGCGCCAGAGAGAAAGGAAGAAACACCCAUGUGUGAUGUUCACGAGGACGAAAAGAUCAACAUCUACUGUGUGACCCAUGGUGUGCCCACAUGCUCUAUGUGUAAGGUAUUCGGAGCUCACAAAGACUGCGAGGUGGCAGCCAUCACCAGCAUCUACCAGACAAAGAAGACAGAGCUGAGUGACGGGAUCGCCAUGAUGGUUGGUAACAACGACAGGAUGCAAGGCAUCGUUAGUCAGCUCGAGGAAGCCUGUCGUGUCAUAGAGGAGAAUGGUCGGAGGCAGAAGACGCUAGUGUGUGAGAAGUUUGACCAGCUGUACUCCAUCCUGGAGGAUAAGAAGAGGCAGAUGAGCCAGAAGGUGACGGCCGAACAGGAAGAGAAGGUGAACUAUGUCCGAGGCCUGACCCGGCAGUACGGAGACCAUCUGGAGGAGAGCUGUAAGAUUGUGGAGAAGGGGAUCCAGACUAUGGAGGAACCGGAAAUGGCUUUAUUUCUACAGAACGCAAGGCCUCUCCUGAAAAAGAUUGCAGAAGCAUCCAGCACAGCACACUUGGAAAAAGUUGAGCGCGGCUAUGAGAAUAUGGAUCAUUACAACAUUGAGUUCAAGAAAGAGUGCAAGGCCCUGCGCAGCAUUGACUUCAUCCAAGAUGAUGAAGACGAGGAUGAAGAGGAUGAGGAUGGAGAAGCAGGCACUGAGGAAGAAGAUGUGGCCCAGACUGUUUUGGGAGGCACUGUCUCCAUCCAACCUUCUGCCCCCCAGCAGAUUAACUCAUCCCCAAGCGCAGCCAAGAGUGUUGCCUCGACCUAGCUGUCAACCGCUGGCCCCAGCCAACACCCAAACCUGGAGCAGGAUAGGUUUUGCUCCUAGAUGUUGAUUUCAGGUCAGUUGUGAUACUUUUUCUCCCAGAUCGGGGAACAGAUAGACGGAUUUAGAUCUGGGCCGAAGGGAAAGUCGGAGUUGCUGAGGUAGAUCUAAAGGAAGAGACAGAAGUUUAAAUUCUCUUCUCUCUCUUUCGUUGUGAUUGUGUAUCACUGCAUACUGACUGAUCUUUUUUUGUGUCUGAUAAAAUACACAUUCUGGUUCCUCCUUUAGUUGUUUUUUUUUAACAUACAUAAAGACAGACAGGUCAUGGGUGUCUAUUGGUUAUUUCCAGAAUUCAGAGGUGCUCACAGAUUUUUAUGUAACUGACCUUUUGCGACUCACUGCUUAAACUACUAUCAUUAGGAAGCAUGAAAAGAGGCCAUCAGUUUUCCUCCCUGUCGUAUACUUUUUUAUGACCAAUAUAACUUUAUGAGUAGGGUAGUAGAGUAAAAAACUAUCACUGUGACA
Molecule: messenger RNA, 1641 nt
Organism: Micropterus dolomieu (smallmouth bass)
Lineage: Eukaryota; Metazoa; Chordata; Actinopteri; Centrarchiformes; Centrarchidae
Gene: trim55b
Product: tripartite motif containing 55b
Exons: 9
Coding region: 16-1119 (367 amino acids)
Molecular function (GO): zinc ion binding
Source: RefSeq, a predicted model, not a curated record